Molecule: messenger RNA, 2521 nt
Organism: Drosophila teissieri
Lineage: Eukaryota; Metazoa; Arthropoda; Insecta; Diptera; Drosophilidae
Gene: NPFR
Product: neuropeptide F receptor
Exons: 4
Coding region: 653-2116 (487 amino acids)
Biological process (GO): G protein-coupled receptor signaling pathway
Cellular component (GO): membrane
Molecular function (GO): neuropeptide Y receptor activity
Source: RefSeq, a predicted model, not a curated record
GUUUAAAGAAAGGGUUUGAUCCCUUGAACUGGGAACAUGAAGUGCCUCUUAAUGUUAAAUUAAGUUUUAAUGACAUAAAGAGUCAAUUUUAACUUUGAGGUUUUACCGCUCAACUGAGCAUGACUUGAACGGGAAAAAACGCCCUCAAAGUGCUUCAAAAUCUGGAAAAUGUUCCAAAAGUUAUGCAUACCAAUGGAUAAAAACUGGAACGCCCAAGGCACUCUAAAAGUGCAACUUGUGAAAACUUUUAGCUUCGUGCCCGUGUGUUUGCUGCCUUGAGGAUUACGUUGUAUCAGACACUUUGCUCAGUUUAAAGCAUAUUUGAAGCUAUUUAAUGAAAUUCAUUAUGCCCGCAUCCCGAUUGGUUAGAUUAAAUGCUAGGUGCAUCCGGCCCUUUAACUAAUGCAUCGAUUAGCUGAAAUGCUAUCUUUACUUUUCAUUUCAAGAGCAAAGAGACAAACGCGAAACCCAUGAGUGCACUCCAAGUUAAAAACUAAAUGAGCAACUGCUGCUGUGGCAGCCGGGAAAACAGAGAUUCACUCGAGUCACUCGCAGAAGAAAAAACUACAACAGACGGCCAGAAAACAAUACGGCACACACUAUAGCAAAUACAUAGCAUACAUAGCCUCAGGGCGAGGAUAUUGCCAGGACGAUGAUAAUCAGCAUGAACCAGACGGAGCCCUCCCAGCUGGCAGCUGGGGAGCAUCUGAGUGGAUACGCCAGCAGCAGCAACAGCGUGCGCUAUCUGGACGACCGGCAUCCGCUGGACUACCUUGACCUGGGCACGGUGCACGCCCUCAACACCACUGCCAUCAACACCUCCGAUCUGAACGAGACUGGGAGCAGGCCGCUGGACCCGGUGCUCAUCGACAGGUUCCUGAGCAACAGGGCGGUGGACAGCCCGUGGUACCACAUGCUCAUCAGCAUGUACGGCGUGCUAAUCUUGUUCGGAGCCCUAGGCAACACCCUGGUGGUUAUAGCCGUGAUCCGGAAGCCCAUCAUGCGCACAGCCCGCAAUCUGUUCAUCCUGAACCUGGCCAUAUCGGACUUACUUUUAUGCCUAGUCACCAUGCCGCUGACCCUGAUGGAGAUCCUGUCCAAGUACUGGCCCUACGGCUCCUGCUCUAUCCUGUGCAAAACCAUUGCCAUGCUGCAGGCACUUUGUAUUUUCGUGUCUACAAUAUCCAUAACGGCCAUUGCCUUCGACAGAUAUCAGGUUAUCGUGUACCCCACGCGGGACAGCCUGCAGUUCGUGGGCGCGGUGAUGAUCCUGGCAGGGAUUUGGGCACUGGCACUGCUGCUGGCCUCGCCGCUGUUCAUCUACAAGGAGCUGAUCAACACAGACACGCCGGCUCUUCUGCAGCAGAUCGGGCUGCAGGACACCAUACCGUACUGCAUCGAGGACUGGCCAAGUCGCAACGGGCGCUUCUACUACUCGAUCUUCUCGCUGUGCGUGCAAUACCUGGUGCCUAUCCUGAUCGUCUCGGUGGCCUACUUCGGGAUCUACAACAAGCUGAAGAGCCGCAUCACCGUGGUGGCCGUUCAGGCGUCCUCCGCCCAGCGAAAGGUGGAACGAGGGCGGCGGAUGAAGCGCACCAACUGCCUGCUGAUCAGCAUCGCCAUCAUCUUCGGGGUUUCUUGGCUGCCGCUGAACUUUUUUAACCUGUACGCGGACAUGGAGCGCUCGCCGGUCACUCAGAGCAUGCUCGUCCGCUACGCCAUCUGCCACAUGAUCGGCAUGAGCUCCGCCUGCUCCAACCCACUUCUCUACGGCUGGCUCAACGACAACUUCCGUAAAGAAUUUCAAGAACUGCUCUGCCGUUGCUCAGACACUAAUGUUGCUCUUAACGGUCACACGACAGGCUGCAACGUCCAGGCGGCGGCGCGAAGGCGUCGCAAGUUGGGCGCCGAACUCUCCAAGGGCGAGCUCAAGCUGCUGGGGCCGGGCGGCGCCCAGAGCGGUACCGCCGGCGGCGAGGGCGGUCUGGCGGCCACCGACUUCAUGACAGGCCCCCACGAGGGCGGACUGCGCAGCGCCAUUACCGAGUCGGUGGCCCUGACGGACCAACCGUCCAACCCGGUGCCCUCGGAGGUCACCAAGCUGAUGCCGCGGUAAAGCACAGGGUAGUCGUAAGAUCUUUGAGGUCUGGUCUCGUGUCGACCUCCGCACGACAUAUGGGUGCAUGAACUUUUGUGCGCCCUCGGGCUGAUUGGAUUUGCAUGCUCCAAACGUCGCUGCUGCUCGCAUUACGUUUCACUUGUUCCAACUGCAACUGCCACCUCUCCAGCACACUGAGCGAAAAGCCGCGUCAUAAAACCGGAAAAAACUCUGGCUGUAAAAUCUAUAAGCAGUCGCCUUAAGCACGUUUAAAAAGUUCCUAGCUUAUUUUAAUUUAUUUCAUUGGUCCCCAUUUAUAUGUUUUUGUACAAAAAACCAAGAGCAAGAGUUAUAAAUAUCUUUGUAAGUAUCGUAUCUCCAUAUGUCAAUCUUAACAUUUAAAACCAUCUAAAUAGUAUCUUA